Seminavis robusta is the source of this 1320-nucleotide messenger RNA. Lineage: Eukaryota; Bacillariophyta; Bacillariophyceae; Naviculales; Naviculaceae. The record is from the annotation of a GenBank genome assembly.
ACCGUAUCCACGUUUGACCUGUCUGGGGAGUGCCCAAACAAAAUCUUGCUCCAAAAACAGACCCCAGAGAGCUCCUCAGAGUUAUGCAUACUUCACGAGAAGAAACAAAAAACAUUCAACAGAAAACCAACGAAUCGAAACAGUGCCAUGCAAGACAACCAAUCACCUUUCCCAGCCUACAAGGAAAUCCCAGUCGAUGAAGAGGACUAUCGCUACUCACAAAGCUUUUAUCCAAAUGUCGCCACGGAUCUCCCCUUGGCAAAGGCGUUCUUUGACCAGUACGGCUUUUGCAUUUUUCGCGGCGUACUACCAAAAGAGCAGUGCGGCGAAAACGUAAAGGAUAUGAUGGCGUUGCUACAAGAACGAAAUCCCAAUGUCGACCCUGAAAACCCAAUCUUUUUGACGGGCCUCACUCACUUUGGUUGCCCCAAACGUGUCAACAGUUUGUUUCGUCCGCCGCUCUUGCGAUUGCGACAAGAUCCAGUGCUACACCGAGUACUAGCCACUGUUUUGGGCAACAACGAUCUGAUUGUCAAUCACGAUCGAUGGCUCUUGCACCGGCCACCACCCGCCUCCAGCCAAAAGCCGUUGACAAGACGCAACGUCCACAUCGACAUGAACCCGUUCGAGUUUGCAGACGAAACCGCCAAAGUAGAAAUUCAACACCGUCUUUCCCAACUGGAGUAUGGAAAGAACGAUCGAGCGUUCAUUGCCGAAAACAAUGACGUCCACGAGUCCAUGUUGAUGGAUGGUGGUGGUGUGGUGCAGGCCAUUGUCAAUUUGAGGGAUAUACCCAGCCGUGACCACGGAGGAACCAUCCUGAUACCUGGUUCGCACAAGACCUUUUCCGCCUGGCUGGGACAGUGCGCCGACGCCAACAAGCGACGAGUGGGACCCAUGCAAUACGUGUUAGACGACAAUGCCGACCGGGAACUCUUGAGCUUGGUACAGCAUCCCACCCUGCGGGCCGGGUCGGUGAUUGUAUGGGAUCAACGAGUCUUUCAUGGUUCCACACCGAACAUGAGCUCGAACUUUCGAGCGGCCAUCCCCAUAAAGGCCUUUUCAGCGGUCCAGUUGCAACAAGACCCGAAACGAGCGAGAGAACGAGCCGCAGCCAUUCAACGAGAAAUUGAGCGAGUGGGCUUUGAAACGGAGCUGACUGAUCAUGGACGACGGGUGUUUGGGUUGGAUUUGAGGCAACCCAAGAAACCUUGAAAUUGCAGCAGCUGACUCUUCACUCGUACCCGUAUGACUGGCACUACACUUGGUGAGGCCCGGUUUAGUCCUCAACUAAAUAAAAAGACAACAUUUGCAAUCUGU